GCAGAGGCUGCCCCACAGCAAGCAGCGAUGGACACGGCGCCCUGCAAGUGCUUCGCGGACCGCACCGUGCGCGCCUGCCUCGAAAGAUGGGGGUUAUAUGAUGAAAUAAAAGCGGUGCGUGUCCGCUAUGACAGGAAGGGCAAAGAAGAGGAACUCGUAAAGGGCAUUCUGACAGACGAGGUGCGGACGGCGCUGGGCAUGCCUGCGGUCGCAGAGGACGACGCAGCGGUACGCGUGGAGCGGUUGAAAUGCGAGGCGACGUCGCUCGCCAUCUUCGACCCGAUCGCUGCAUCGCAGGACGUCAUUCUAGGAUCGGGCCGGGCGAAGCAGUGCCCCCAGGUUGUGAUUGGUGGUGUCGAGUGCGACAACGCGUUGCGGACGUGGCUGGCGCGCAAAAAGUAUGAUAGGGACGUCGCCGCGGGCGCGCGGGAUGGGGAGGAGGAGGACGACGAGGAGCGCCCCUCCGUAGCCUUGGAGGAUGACAACGAGUUGCUCUACCGGUUGUUCGAGCUACUUUGUUUAGGAGGUCCGCUGGCCCAACCGGAUCUGGAGCUGGCGCCCUACCUCGCGACGACCAAAGCUUUGUAUAGAGAUUGUGUCCAGGUCUACAAACGAAGCUCGGACGGCGCGACUUGCCUUGCGAACGAGGUCUACGAGGUGGCGGGGCCCCUCGUUUUUGGUUCUGGAGAGCAACGGCCCCUCGCGCGGUGCUUUGUUAUUACAGAACCCAAACGGGCCAAGGCGCUCGUGCUGUUCUCACCGGCGCGGGGGAUGUGGUAAUAGGCUUCUUCGCUGCUCCCCACGCCAUCGACGCGAC
This is a messenger RNA of Pelagomonas calceolata, 817 nucleotides long. Lineage: Eukaryota; Pelagophyceae; Pelagomonadales; Pelagomonadaceae. The record is from the annotation of a GenBank genome assembly.